Aureobasidium namibiae CBS 147.97 is the source of this 1485-nucleotide messenger RNA. RefSeq names its product oligosaccharyltransferase alpha subunit. Gene Ontology annotation, cellular component: membrane; oligosaccharyltransferase complex. The record is from RefSeq and is a predicted model, not a curated record. The transcript is spliced from 3 exons. The coding region runs from base 1 to 1485 and encodes 494 amino acids. Lineage: Eukaryota; Fungi; Ascomycota; Dothideomycetes; Dothideales; Saccotheciaceae.
AUGAGGAGCUUGAGUUUACUCGCAGGCUGCGCUGCAGCGCUGCUCUCCUUCGCAAACGCCGAGGCCAACCUCAGCAACCCUGAUGUCUCGAAGCAGAUGCUGAGCGGCAUCUUCGAGCCUCCCCAGGUCUUCCAGCACACCAACCUUGUACGAACCGUCAACCUGGAGAAGGAAUAUCCUCGCGAAACCAUCAAUGUCGUUGUUGAGAACAUCGACUCCAAGCCUCAGCAGGACUACUACUUGCCUUUCCCUCAGGAUCUGAUUGCCAGAGUCGGCGGCCUGGACGUCAAGGACAAGAACAAGCCCGAUGCCAUCUUCCCUAGCCCGGAGAUUGUCGGCAUUGACACUUACAGCCCCAUCGAGUACUACCGCGUCAAGUUACCCUCCCCUUUGGCACCCAAGGAGAAGCUCACCCUGUCUAUCACCUACUCGAUCCUGUCCGCUUUGAGCCCUCUGCCUGCCACCAUCAACCAAGCCGACAAGCAAUACGUUCAGAUCACUCUCAAUGCCUACACAAACUCGGCCUACAAGACCAUCAAGCAAAAGACCAAGCUCAAGAUGCCCACCAGCGACGUUCCCGAGUAUACUGUUGUCGGUAACAACGCCGAGGGCCAAGAAGACCCCGUCAAGCAGGGCGUUACCUUUACCUACGGUCCCUACGGCGAGGUUCCCGCCGGUGCCAACCAGCCCGUCUCGUUGAGAUACGAGUUCACCAAGCCUCUGCUGCAUGCCACUCUUGUCGAGCGUGAUAUCGAAGUCAGUCACUGGGGAGGCAACAUCGCAACCGAGGAGCGCUACUGGCUCGAGAACAGAGGUGCUGCCCUGAAGAAGCAGUUCUCGCGUGUUCAAUGGCAACAGACUCAAUACUUCAACCCUCCUACCUCGGCUCUCAAGGAACUCGAGUACCCCCUCAUCAUUGGAAGCGCAAACCCCUACUUCAUUGACGACAUCGGUAACGUCAGCACUUCCCGCUUCCGUCCCAGAAACACUCCCAAGGAAGCCUUGCUCCAGCUCAAGCCCCGUUACCCAGUCUUUGGUGGCUGGAAGUACAGCUUCAAGGUCGGUUGGGACAACGACCUCAAGAGCUUCUUGCGCAAGCUCAAGACUGGUGAUGGUUACAUUCUCAAGGUGCCUUUCCUUGAGGGUCCUAAGCAGUCCGAGGGCCUAGAGAUUGAGAAGUUGACUGUCAGAAUUGUCCUCCCUGAGGGCGCAACCAACAUCAAAUUUGAGACCAAGGUUCCCAUCAUCUCGUCCGAGGUCAGCACACACCGUACUUUCAUGGACACCGUAGGCCGCUCGACGCUCAAGCUCACUGCCCUGAACGUCGUCGACGACUUCCGCGGCAAGGAUCUCGUCGUGACUUAUGACUACCCCUUCCUCGCCGGCUUCAGGAAGCCCAUUGUCAUCUUCAGCUCCCUCAUGGGCACUUUCGGUGUCGCAUAUCUCAUUAGCAGACUCGAUGUCAGCAUCGGCAGAAAAGCGUAG